GACGAGGAAGUGUACCAAUACCAAAACAGCUCUACACACGUUUCGUAAACUGUGAAAUGUCAAGCUUAUAACCACAGAUAUCUCAAUUGUUCAGCAACCUGUGUAUUGUUAUGUUGUAGCUCAACGCAGAACGUUGUUUCAAAGGGACUGCAAUUUCUGGGUUGGACAUUUCUGUACAACAUGGAAGAAGAUGAUGGACUAAAGGAUAACCUUCGUCUACAGUUCCAGGCUCUGCAGGAGCAGCAAGAGAAGCGUCUCCAGAGAAGACUAGAGAAACAGAAGAAGGAGCAGAAGGUCACUGAGAUCCAGGACAAUCUGAACCUGUCCCAGCUAGACAUUCAUCACGCGGAUGAUUGUAGUAAAAAGCUGUUACAGAAUGAAAAUGAACAGUUACAGGACCAGGUGAGGGAGCUGAGGGAUGAAAAUGGCCGACUAUUCAAACUAGUAAGCGAGAAAGACUUUGAGAUUAAACAUCUGAAGAAGAAGAGGGAGGAAGACAGGCUGGCUUUAGCAGGCACAUCUGGCUUGGCGGGUGAUGCGGCAGCUACCAAGAUUGUUGAGCUUUCUAAGAGGAAUCGAGAGUUUGCUUCUGAAAUGGAACGAGAAAAAGUUAAAGCAAAACAAACUAGCAACAGAGUGAAAGAGCUUGAGAAAGAGCUCCAGGCUGCUUUGUUGCUUAGACCUCCUGGGAAGAAGAUGGAUGUAAAGCCACAAGACAUGAGGUCAUCCCAGGACUUCCAGGAGAACAGUCCAGUGGUAAAAUCUCUACAGGAAAAACUAUCUGCUGCCCAAUUCAAGAUGACAGAAUAUCGAAACCAGAUUCAAGCUGUCAAGCAGGAAUUGAAAAUAGCUCAGAAGGUGUUAUCCAGUGAGGUAGGAGAGGAAGUCAGCAUCCAGCAGCUACUGACCAGCCCAGGGAACUGGAGAGGUCGCUCCCAGCAGAUACUGGCUCUCCAGAUUAGGGUUCGGGACCUGGAGCAGCAGCUGAGCCAAUCAGCUCAGAGGAAGCAGCCGUCAUUCGUCAGCGUGGAAGAGGAGCUACUGUGGGGCGGGGCCCUGCAGAAGACACCCCCCCAGGACAGGAACCUCAGCUACAUCCGCAAUAUGGAGAGGGAGAAGAGAGAAACUCUGGAGAGGAUGACGGGGGACUAUGAUUCCCUCAUGAAGGACCACAAGGAUGUGAAGAAGAAGCUGGAGGGCUCCAAGGCCAGAAACAAAAACCUGAGCACUGAGGUGAAAUCACUGAAGGCCCAGAUCUCCACCCUGCUGGACAAAGGAAAGCAUGAUGAUGAGCUGGUGGAUGCCUUACUGAAGCAGCAGAGCCAGCUGCAGGAGGUGCUGGGCAGGCUGAGCCAGCAGGACGUGCAGACCAAGGAAAGCCAGCAGAACCUGGGGCAGCAGCUGAGCAGCGAGGCCCAGAGACACACAUCCCUCAUUCAGCAGCUCAAACACAUGGUCUCCGAGAGGGAGGCCAAAGUGAAAGAGCUGGAGGACGAGAUACAGCAACUGUCCUUAAAGAGAGAGGAAGGCGGUCAAUCAGGCCCCAAGACUACCACUGGCAGUUUCUGGCCUUUGACAGCAGGGGGAGACAGCAGUAAGAGGAUUAGCUCAGCCCGUUCAGUAUCUAAACUUGGACAUAAACUAGUGGAGUCAGCAGCUGGGGUCAGUUUAGAGGUCAAAGAUGCAGGAGCUCCUUCGGGUUGUCAGAACUGUUCAGAGGAGGUGAGGUACCUGAAGGCAGAGUGUACAGAGUUUCGGACCCUUUGUGAGGCUGCCUGUGUGGAGAGAGAUAGGCUCCUAGAGCUAGUCAAGCUCCAGCAAUCCAGGGAGGAGGAAGGGAAGCAGAGGUGCCUAGGGGCAGAGCAAAAAUUCCAUGGAGAACGCAGAAGGGCCGUAGCCCUAGAGCAGCAGCUUGAAAAAGCAAAGCUGGAUCUGGGCAAAGGAUUGACUCCCAGACAAACUAGCAACAAGGGCACUGGAGGAGCCUCGUCUAGUGGGAGACAGAGGGAAUCAUCAUCCCCUCGAAGCCCUCCUGACCUUUCCAGGGAGGCCCAAGUCAUUGAACUAAGUACCCAGCUGMCGGUGCUGCAGGGGGAGAACGAGGCUCUGAGGGCUGAGCUGAGGAGCACUCUCCAGGCCAAGGCUGAGGACCUGCAGCUCUGCAGUGACAUGAUGAACCAAGUCAAGCACGUCUUUCUGCAGGCGCUGCGACAACACAAGCAGGACAGAGACACAAACCAGGAGAAUUAGUUAGCUAGCUGUAUUAAAGGCCCUGGCUGCUGAACCUGCUGGACUUUAACCACGUCCCCAAAAAACCUUAAGUUCCUCUUGUCCAGUCAUAUCAACUCUGAGGAAGGACAGGAAUGGAGCAGGCCUGUCUGCUUCAGCAAUACAAUGUAAUUACUGGUUCCUGGUUUCCUGACUGCUUCCUGCUAACUCUGUUGACCACGAAAAGACAAAAACCUGCUUUGAUUGCCCCCAUGUAGUGAAUAUGAGCAAGCCAAUCAAAGCCAACUUGGCACCUGCCGACCAAAAGGUUUAUCAACUUUGACAUGAAGAUGUCACACAGUGGUUCCUACUGUUGAUUGCAUGACUGGUCAGUGCAUAUAGAAUGUGUCUGCAUUAUUUGAUGUGUAUGCAU
Molecule: messenger RNA, 2641 nt
Organism: Salvelinus sp. IW2-2015
Lineage: Eukaryota; Metazoa; Chordata; Actinopteri; Salmoniformes; Salmonidae
Gene: ccdc13
Product: coiled-coil domain containing 13
Biological process (GO): non-motile cilium assembly; cytoplasmic microtubule organization
Cellular component (GO): centriolar satellite
Source: RefSeq, a predicted model, not a curated record